CCUCCUCAGACACGACGGAGACACCACCGAAGCGUUGCACAUCCGGCUGCUCGCCCAACCCCCACACCUCCCCCGUUCGGGCCCGGACCACCACCACCACCAUGGCCGCCGCCUCCCUGUCCCGCCUCUCUCGCCGCGCCUCCGCCGCCGCGGCGCCCUCUCUCCGCCGCAUCCUCUCCUCCACUGCCACCUCAUCACCCUCCCCCGCCGCGCCUUCGCCCCCGCUACCCCCCGCCGCGGCGGCGGGUGCGGAUCGGAUGCGGUGGGACUACCGCGGGCAGCGGCAACUGAUCCCGCUGGGUCAGUGGCUGCCCAAGGUGGCCGUUGACGCCUACGUGGCUCCCGAGGCCGUGCUCGCCGGGCAGGUCACCGUCCACGACGGCGCCUCCGUCUGGAGCGGCGCCGUGCUCCGAGGCGAUCUCAACAAGAUCACUCUCGGCUUCUGCGCCAAUGUCCAGGAGCGGUGCGUCCUUCAUGCCGCCUGGUCAGCCCCUACAGGACUUCCAGCAGAGACCCUAGUUGACAGGUAUGUGACAGUAGGUGCAUACUGUCUGCUGCGCUCAUGCACUAUUGAACCUGAGUGCAUCAUCGGUCAGCAUUCCAUCCUAAUGGAAGGUUCGUUGGUUGAAACCAACUCUAUCCUUGAAGCUGGCUCCGUCCUGGCUCCUGGAAGGAGGAUUCCGACAGGUGAACUCUGGGCUGGCAACCCUGCUAGGUUUGUUCGAAAGCUUACCAAUGAAGAGAUCAUGGAGAUUCCAAAGCUCGCAGUGGCCAUCAAUGAUCUAAUGCAAAGCCAUUUCUCGGAGUUCCUCCCAUACUCUACUGCUUAUCUGGAGGUAGAGAAGCUGAAGAAGUCGUUUUCAAUUCCUUUGUAAGAUUAUGUUUUUCCCUUUCCCAGUAAAUGAUUGAGGAAAUAAAGCAGCCCAAAUACUAGAUGCUUUGUAUCGAAUCUAAUUUGUAGUCUUGGUUGAUCUGUUACGUUCGAAUUUUUUUGUUCAUGGUUGUUGUGAACCGGGGAAAUGCCUGCAGGAAUUGUUUUUCCUUGUACGGGUGUACUUGUUCCGCGGUGCAAUAUGAUCUGUUUAAGAAAGUUUCGCGAUUCAGUCAUGGAAUAAUGUAGUUGCUUGAUACCACAGGAAUAAGCUGAUGCGUGCAUGCUUUAUGUGAAA
Brachypodium distachyon (stiff brome) is the source of this 1169-nucleotide messenger RNA. Its product is annotated as gamma carbonic anhydrase-like 2, mitochondrial. NCBI's taxonomy places the organism in Eukaryota, Viridiplantae, Streptophyta, Magnoliopsida, Poales, Poaceae. The transcript is spliced from 2 exons. The record is from RefSeq and is a predicted model, not a curated record. The coding region runs from base 102 to 875 and encodes 257 amino acids.